AUUGGCUGCAGAUUGUCUCCGCAGUCAGGUGGAGUUCUGCUGAUCGAAACUCUCCAAAGACAAAACCCCAGUGGUGCUGCCGCUGCAGGUAAUUCCACUGCUCGACUCCGAACUCAUCUGUUGAAAGGAUGGCAAACUCUGACCGACCCAGCGCCGACAUUUCUCACGUCUACCGGGGGACGUUUAUCCACUCGACGCAGCAAACCGCGCUACAGAUCCUGGAAGAUCAACUCCUGGGUGUGGAUACAGACGGAAAGAUUGCUUUCAUCGAGAAAGGAGCGGAGCUGAACCGACUGUCUCAGAGCUUUGGAUUCAGUCCGUCUGAAGUCACUCAACUGGCACAACAUGAGUUCUUCAUGCCGGGACUGGUGGACACCCACAUCCACGCGCCCCAGUACUGCUACGCCGGCACGGCGCUGGACAUGCCCCUGCUGCAGUGGCUCAACACCUACACCUUCCCUGUGGAGUCUCGCUUCAAGGACUUGGAGUUCGCCCGCCGCGUCUACACUCAAGUAGUGCAAAGGACCCUGAGAAACGGAACGACCACUGCAUGUUACUUUGCUACCAUACACACAGAUGCCUCUCUCCUGUUGGGCCAGAUUGCAAAUGACUUUGGUCAGCGAGCCUUGGUGGGGAAGGUGUGUAUGGACAGGAACAACUGUGUGAAACAUUACAAAGAGACCAAUCAGGAGUGUCAAGAGGAAACCCGUCGGUUCAUUGCAGAGCUCUUGAACAAAAAGUACCCUCUGGUGAGGCCGGUGGUGACGCCUCGCUUCGCUCCAUCCUGCACAGGAGCCUUGCUGGGCCAGCUGGGAGCAAUCGCUAAGAAUAACAACCUGCACAUUCAGAGUCACAUCAGUGAAAACGCAGAGGAAGUUAAGCUCGUGAAGGAGCUGUUCCCGGAGUCAGAGUCUUACACAGACGUCUAUCACAAGUACAACCUGCUCACUGACAAGACGGUGAUGGCCCAUGGCUGCUACCUCAGUGAUGCAGAGUUGACUCUGUUCAGAGAGACAGGAGCCGCUUUGUCUCACUGUCCCAAUUCCAACAUCUCGUUGUGCAGCGGCGUGUUGGACGUCCGCAACGUCCUGAAACACAAAGUGAAGUUGGGGCUGGGAACAGACGUGGCGGGCGGCUACUCGGCCUCCAUGCUGGACGCUGUGAGACGAGCUCUGGACACAUCCAAAGUCCUGACGAUCCAGGACCCAGACCACCAAACGCUCACGUUUGAGGAGGUUUUCAGACUGGCCACACUGGGAGGAAGCCAUGCUUUGUCCCUGGAUGACCAUACGGGGAACUUCGAAGUGGGCAAAGACUUUGACGCCCUGAGGGUGAACGUAGCUGCUGCUGACGGACCCAUCGACAUGAUCCAGUGUGAGGGACCAAAGGUUAUUUUGGAAAAGUUCUUGAAUUUGGGUGACGAUCGUAACAUCGCGGAGGUGUUUGUGGCCGGGAGGAAGGUGGUACCAUUCUCCCCCAGUUUAAACAUCGCUUCCAUGUCUGUUAACGGCACUGGGUCCUGACCUGACUCCACUUAUACCUUCACCUUUCCUGUCCAUGUCUCUCUUCCUCCCUCCACAUCCCAGCUCAACAUCUUUUCAUCCCUUCUUUUAACUAAGUCACUCCCUGUGGACCCUCUGCUCCGGGAAAGUCGGCUCGAAGAGGUUUUUAACUCCCAAAAUACAUCAUGCAAAACGUGCAGCAAAAGAAGAAUCAGCUGGAAACGCCCUACUGUACAACUGGACACAAAAAGCCAAACAAUAUAAAUUAUUUAUUAGAAUAAAGAAUAUAAACUAAGGCAUAAAUUUGGAUGUGAGGUGUGUUAGUGAGUCAGGUUCAUGUGGAUGUGUUUGGUUAACGUAGCGUGAGGUAUUAUGAUGUAAAAGUAGAAGAAGGCUUCAUCUACGUUACUACGUUUUGGUUUAUAAACGAAUAUCUUUUGCUACGUGUACGUCUCGCGUCCACGCUACUGCGGUGUUUCCGAGCCCCUAAAACGGAGACUUUUGGAAGCUCUGCUGCCCCCUUUUUGGUUCUAAACUACUCCAGGUUUGCUUUGUAGUCUGGACGGACACAAACAGAGAGCUUUGGAAACGACAACACACGUCAGUCAGUCUUAUUGGUUAGGUAGCUUACAUUAGAGCUUAGUUCGGGCCCCAAAGAAUCAAGCCCGACCCUACCCGAGCCCGUGCACGUUGUAUCCGAGCCUGGCCCGGCACAUUAACUGUAAUUAUGAGCCAGAGCCCGAUUUAAAUCCGACAUUUCUUUUUAAUACGUGGGCCGUUAUAUCUGACGUUCUCAACUAAAUUUCAGAGUUGUUUGAACUGCAGAAAUCUGUUUAGGAGGGGUAUGCUUGGAGAAGUAACAAAGGAGGACAUUGGAGGCUGACUAUCAUCUUUUCUGCCGUUUUUUUUUUUUUUGCUGUCAUAGGCGAGCAGCGUGCCGCAAUUAAUGCACUCGACAUAUACUCGACAGAUAUGUUGUCACUGCCCACGACUUGUUUAAAAUGGUUCCAUACCUCCGACUUUCCUCCAAACUUGCUCAAAGGUAGGCUAAUUCUCCUGUUUUUCUUACAUCUUUUCUUUACAUCUUCAAGCUCCAUGUUGCUUGAUGCCACUUAAGCUACACCAUACAGCCCAGCAGCCCCGGUGUGACGCGUGCGAUUGGAGGAGACGCUUGCAUGAUUGGGGAAUAGCUUUCUCCUCACCCAAUUAGGGUAAUAAAGUAAUGUUUAAAAAAAUCACAAAUGCUUGAUCAAGAGCCCGGCCCGGCCAGAGGAUAGUGGCGGGAAAUGUUGGCCUCGGCCUUGGCCUGGCUCGGGUUUCGGGCAGAGAAUCUAACCUCUAGCUUACAGACCUUUCAGUAACAGCUCCACCUCGUCAUCGCUCCGAGAUAAUACAUCCCUGCUCUUACUUUUCACCGUUGUUGUUCUUUCUCCAAAAGUAUUUUCUGUAUUUUUAACUUCUACAUCCAUGAUCUUCAACCGCAGAGUAACGUCAGACAAUCUGCUUCCUGUUUACACCGGCACGCACAUGCCCAGUGGGGGUGAAUGGUCAUGUGAUACGUGUUGUCAGACGUGUUAAUAUGGACAAAGAUAAGUUCUGCUACUGGAGCUGAAACUCUUGUGUGGACAGAGAUCGUUUUUGUCUCAAAAUGCCGCUUAAAAAUGAAAACCUAGUGUGGAUGUAGGCUAAGACAAAUAAGUAAGACAUUAAUUAUCACCAUAACAGUCUUUUAUUGAGGUUCAGUCAGGGACACACAAGACUGUGGUCAGCUGAGCUCAAAUUCAGUCUGUUCUUUAAGUCUUUCAGGGGAAUUUAUAACAAGAAAUAAGGGACGUAUUAGCAUUGCUAAUUGUUGUCAUCAUGUCUGCGUACUAAAACAUAUUCAUGAACCCUAACCCUUCGCUGAUUAAAAAGUCACUGUUUAUGUUCAUGUGCACAUUGUUGUAGACUUUUUUUAAGCUAGCUAAUGGUGAUGGCCAGGAGCAGAGCAAAGGGGGUAUCUUCUGGGGCUCCAGCCCUGAAUGUUGUCCUAAAAGCCCCGAAUCUUUUAGGGUUUUAAAAUAACUUUGUGUCAUUUCCCCUCAGUCUCUCUGACUGGAACGGCAAAUCAACGGAGCAAAAGUUCUGUUACUGGGGAAAUAUCGCCUUCGUUUCAACAUCAGUAAUGCUGCUUACGCCAAAUUCCUACCCCUACCUACGUUAUGUAACUUAAACAUAGAAACAUCAGACAGUUUUGCCUCAUUUUAGGUGGCAGGAGUGAAAAUGAUUAGUUGUGUUCUGGUUUCAGAACGAUUAAGACCGUAAGAGAACAGUUAGAUAUAAAACAGGAUGUCGCCUCUACAGGAUGAUUGUUUUUUCUUGGCAACUAUUAUGCAGUGGUGUAGUCUACGUGAUACGCAGGUAUACACAGUAUACCCACUAAGAAAGCUCCAGGACUUCCGUAUACCCACUUAAAAAUGCCCAAUGACAUGCAACGACGAACUUUCCAUUAUAUUUUUGAUAUAUUUUGAAUUGUCAUCUGUGUUUUUCUUCUUCAUAUAAGCUAAAUAAAGCUAUUUCCACCGUAAAUUGGGGCAUUAAAGCGUAUCCCAAUACAGGACCCAGACCCCCCACUAUGAUAUGCCCCCCCCCCAGGCAGAUUCUGGCCAAUAUGUAUAUACAGCACAGUAUACCCACUGCAAUACAUUAGACUUAACCACUGCUAUUAUGUUUUCCCCAAAUGAGGUACAGAUUUGUAAGCAUUUUAUUAUCAAAUGGCUUGAAAAAUAGUGCACAUAUCUGCAGCCCAAUAACCACUCACGCGCUACAAUCAAGCACUACUUGAGUAAAAGUACAAGUAUCUUACCAGAAAAUGACUUUGGUAGAAGUUAAAGUCACCUUUCAGAAUACUACUUGAGUAAAAGUCUGAUAUUUACUGUACCUAAGUAUCAAAAGUAAUUUUCUGAUAUUAAAUGUACUUAAUUACUAGAAGUAAAGCUUUGAUUAGGAACUUUAGUGUGGCUUCUUUAUAGUAAAGCAUAACAUUCAGGGUGUCCACACCUUCACACAUCAAAUCCAAAGUCGGACUUCAACAAAGGAAGAAUCUUUCACUUUGACGUACCAAAACAUUUCUUGGAAGUAAGGAGUAACAAAGAUGCUGAGGGGAAAUGUCCCGGAGUAAAAAGUAUACAUUUUAUUUAGGAAAUGUAGUGAAGUAAAAGUAAAAGUUUCAAGAAAUAAAUAACGAAGUAAAGUACAGAUACGUGUAAAUUCUACAUAAGUACACUGGUCGUAUUAUAUAUAAUUAAUUGUUGUGUUGUGUAUGGAAAUGUGAGCUGCUGGAUACUCGAAUUUCCCCAUUUGCAUGAAUAAACUAUCUUCUAUCGAUCUAUCUGUGAAUGGAGGAUGCCCCCGGACUCCUCUCCCUAUUUUACGUUGAUAUCCCGUUGUGUUGCCUCCGUACAUUUUACUGGACAGUUGUCUGUAAAGUUAGGUGACAUAUUAACGUAUAGGACUUUGCGCCGGUGAGAUAAAGCUGCUCAGCGCAGCUGCUGCAGUGUCUGACCUAAUUAUCUUUAGUGGCUCGGUGAUCUAUUUUCAAGGUUGUGUAGCUAGGAAAUGCCUCGUAAU
Molecule: messenger RNA, 5111 nt
Organism: Perca fluviatilis (European perch)
Lineage: Eukaryota; Metazoa; Chordata; Actinopteri; Perciformes; Percidae
Gene: gda
Product: guanine deaminase
Exons: 14
Coding region: 129-1523 (464 amino acids)
Biological process (GO): guanine catabolic process
Cellular component (GO): cytosol
Molecular function (GO): zinc ion binding; guanine deaminase activity
Source: RefSeq, a predicted model, not a curated record